Molecule: messenger RNA, 3028 nt
Organism: Aedes aegypti (yellow fever mosquito)
Lineage: Eukaryota; Metazoa; Arthropoda; Insecta; Diptera; Culicidae
Exons: 4
Coding region: 511-2232 (573 amino acids)
Source: RefSeq, a predicted model, not a curated record
AUUAAUUUAAACAGUUACAAUAAAUCAUUGUUUAUUUGCGAAAGCAUAAUUGACUGAUUAAUUUUGAUGUUACUAGGUUGGUAAACGGGGCAGCUGCUACUGGCGAUCUCAUGCACCGGGAAAGUAUCCUGUAAUCAGUGUCGUAAAAAUUCAGCCGAAUGAUACCCGAUCAGUGCGAAAACGAACAAAAACAAACUCCGCUAGCAAGAAGCCAAUCUGACUUCGAGCACAGAGAACAGACGUUCAUCUUUUUUCUGGUGAAUGUGUAAAGAUUUGAAACGGUCAUUUCAAAUGUAGGUAGUUAUGUUUCAGGUAGGCGGCGCUAGUGUUCCAUAAUACUGACGUUUGACGUUUAUCAACUUCACAAACAAAACAGCGACAUAACCUGUAAACAGAAAGUAUUUUAAUUUUUGCAAAGCAGAUGUUGUAUAUCUGCUGCAUGCAGAUUAUCGUUGAAAACUAAGGAUUUUCCCAUUUUCAUCCUUGAUCAUUGAUUUUUUCAUAAAGAAAAUGGGUAGAAAAUGUGAGUUUUACUGGUGCGGCAACCAACAAGGAACCGGAGUAUCAUUUCAUCAGUUUCCAGUUGAUAGAGCAAUGUGCUUUGCCUGGGUGGAACGCUGUAAUUCAUUUGAAGCUACCGAAAAGUUUGCAUCCGAAGGACCGCAAGCAUUCAGAAAUAAACGACUAUGCUCGGAUCACUUUCCCUUGAAUGCAUUCAAGGAACCUACUAGGAAAGAGAAAGGGCUUAUUCCCAAUGCACUGCCUUUCAUGUGUCCCAAUACAUCAAGUAAAUACAACGAGGAAUAUCUUGAAGAAUCUCUUGCAUGUACCGCAACAGGUUCAUCUUUUCAGUACACGGAAGAAGAACCUGUAGAGUUCAUAGAAGACGACUUGGACUAUGCGGAGUGGGAGCGGCAUGCUAAAAUAUCCACUACUCUGAACAGUUGUUCUCAAUCAGAAGACAGUUAUCAGAUUGAAUGGCUCGACGAUUCAAUGAGUACAAGGGAACAUCAUCUUUCUAUAGCGAAAUCAGUUGAUGAUCCGACAACAGAUCAUAGCCCCCGGUGCAAUCGGUCACUCACGAUUGAGCCGUGGCUGAGCGAUUCGUCAAUAGUAAACGUUUUCAGUACCGAUAAUCCGGAAAUAAUACCAUCGACCAGCGCUCAUCAAAGGCAGCCCACACGUAAUGGUACUGCAGAACUUCAGAUAGAUAACUUGUCGGAUGACUUCAAAACUUCGAUGCACCAAACCCUCAGCACAGGUAACCUACAGGUUGACCAUGACUUCAGUACUCGCAUACCCCCAUUGAGUGACACACAAUAUCAUGCGAAUGAUCUGCAUUUCAAAGGAGCGCCAAAUUCGACAUACACAUUACGAACACAUUCGAACAAAAACGAUUCACCAAUUUUGUCGUCAAACCCACUCCAUAGCGGUAGCCGGCCGGAAGAAGAAAAUCAUGUCCAGUUGAACAAUUCAGCCGAUCCGGCAACUUCUGAUACUCGACUAAUAAGUUUAUUAGAUUUUUCUUCUGUAACUCACUCUGAAAGUUAUAAAACGCAGGUUAAGGUGCAAGGCGCUUUAAUAAAAUCCAUGAAAGAAAAGCUGAAACACGUUAAACGAAAACUAUUCGUUUCACAACAAGCAGGGCAACGACGUCUCAAAAGUGCUUUAAAAGCCAAAAAAGAAAAUAAAAUUCUUAAGAAGGAGCUAAAAUCUGCACGUAAGCAGAGAAGUGAGAAUGAAGUUUUAGGCGCACAAGCAAGAAAAAACCCAGUUAUUUUUGAUUUUCUAAAAAAUUCGACUCGUAAGCCAAAAGGAAGGAGAUAUAAUGCUAGCACGAUGAAAUUCGCAGCUGGUACAUAUUUAAGCGGGCCCCGGGCAUACAGGUAUGUCCGAAAUUCUAAACACAUCACACUUCCACAUAAAAGUUCAGUAUACAAGCACAACAAGCACGUGCGUAUACAGCCUGGAAUUAACUCAUCACUUCUCAGUGCCGUUAAAAGAAAAGUUCGAGAAAUAAAGCAUAAAAAGAAUAAAAUCGUAACAAUAACGUGCGAUGGCAUGUCCAUUAAAAAGGAUCUUGCAUACAGCGCAAAGGCCGAUAUUUUUCAUGGAUUCCCUGAUGAUGGAAUCAGAAGGCGUAUCGAGAAGAAUGAUCCUAGCGUUCUGGCUACAGAGGCAGUUGUUGUUAUGGCGUCAGGAAUGUAUAUGAACUUCAAGCAGGUAAGCUAAAUUGUUAUUUUUGUUUUUAAAUUUCAAAAACUAUUGCUUAUUGUAGCCAAUCGGAUAUUAUUUAGCCCACAACAGCCUUGGAAGCUUUGGCCUAUACAAGUUAUUAGAGGAGUCUGUCCGAGCUGUCGCUAAGUGUGGAUUGAAUCCACUAAUUAUAACCAUGGAUCAAUGUAGCACAAAUGUAAAAAUGGUUCACGAGCAUCAAUCAUCGGCAGAUCCCCCCAGAAUAACUAUAGAUGACCGGGAAAUACUAAUCAUGUAUGACACCCCACAUUUGCUGAAAAACACACGGAACUGCAUUUUCAAACACAAUGCUGUAUUUGAGAAGAAAAUCGCUUCCUAUAAACAUAUUCGAAAUCUGUAUGACGCGGACAUAUCCUCGACGUUGCGACUUGUUCCAAAACUCCAGAAAAAGUGUAUCGACCUCCCGCCAUUUGCAGCAAUGAAUGUUGCUUUAUCAGCCCGCACUCUCAGCGAAUCUUGUGCAGUCGGCAUGCGUCAUUAUGCUUCAACAGGUGAACUUUCAGAUAAAGCACUGGACACAGCAGACUUCAUCGAGAUGUUUGAUAAAUUGUUCGACGUAUUCAAUUCAAAAGAAAAAUUCUCGGCUUCAGUUGGGAAGGUAAAUAUAUUUCAGUUAACCCUUGUGUCAACCAUAUUUAGAUUUUUAAUUGAAUUCAUACAGCAGACUUUCACAUAACUAUCUCAAGUAACAUUAAGCAAUGUUCUCCACCAUAUGGAAGCGUCCAUUUAUUACGUAACGACAAAAAUGACAACUUCGACCAACCCCCCGACC